Danio aesculapii is the source of this 4971-nucleotide messenger RNA. Its product is annotated as ceroid-lipofuscinosis neuronal protein 5-like. Gene Ontology annotation, cellular component: lysosomal membrane; lysosome. Gene Ontology annotation, molecular function: hydrolase activity, acting on glycosyl bonds. The coding region runs from base 287 to 1276 and encodes 329 amino acids. NCBI's taxonomy places the organism in Eukaryota, Metazoa, Chordata, Actinopteri, Cypriniformes, Danionidae. Gene Ontology annotation, biological process: lysosome organization. The transcript is spliced from 4 exons. The record is from RefSeq and is a predicted model, not a curated record.
UUCAAAGUCUUUACAAACUUCAUUUUCAUUGACUAAUUGCUUGAAAUGACAUCUUAAGUGAAAACAGAAAAGAACAAUAAAUUAAUCCAGGAGAGGAGAGUGUACAGAAAGGCUGACCUUUAUUUUGACGGGAUUGCAGCCUGUACAGAAGCUCGUGACAGACCACUUGACUUAAUUUAGACUGUCACGUGAUCGUUGUUAUCGAAAACAAGGAUGUGAGCUAAAACAAUAUACAGAGCUGCAAGAAAGACAGCAACUUUAGUGUUUCUGCGAGCCUGAAGCAGAAAUGAAGUAUUCCGUUUAUUUUCUUCACGCCGUGCUUCUCUGUUGGAUUGUGGGGCUGGUCGUUUCUAGCGUGAGUGGAAAGCAGGUCUGGCCAGUGCCUUACAAGCGAGUCGACAAGCGUCCAGAUGUUGAUCCCUUCUGCCAGGCUUUAUACCCAUUCUGUCCCACUGGAGAUCCAAUUGGUCAGAUACCUGUCAUGAAAGACUCUGACCUCAUCUCCAUCUUCAGACUUCAGACUCCUGUGUGGGAGUUCAAAUACGGUGACAUCAUGGGAAAGUUUCAUGUCAUGCAUGAUGCCGUCGGCUUUGCGAGUGCAAAUACCGGAAGAAACUACACUAUGGAGUGGUACGAGCUGUUUCAGCUUGGCAAUUGCACAUUUCCUCAUGAAAGAGAGGGUAUGAGUGCUCCUUUCUGGUGUAACCAGGGAGCCGCUUGCUUCUAUGACGGCAUUGAUGAUAUACACUGGAAACAGAAUGGGAGUCUGGAGAAAAUAGGAGAAAUUUCAGGCAAGUUGUUUAAUGAAAUGGCUCGCUGGGUUCAGGAGGACAAUGAAACGGGUGUUUAUUACGAGACUUGGACAGUAAAGUCCGACUCCAGUGCCAACGCCACAACAUGGUUCGACUCCUACGAUUGUUCCCAGUUUGUUCACCGCACAUAUAAGAAACUAAUGGACCUGGGAACACAACUGUCCAGCCAGACUCCACUGAAAUACACAAAGAUCUAUCUGUACAGCGGAGAGCCUCUCUAUUUGGGGGAUGACAGCAUCUUUCAGCAGUCUUCUACAAAAGAUCUGGCCACAGACAUCAGACAGUUUUAUUACUCGUUUCGCUCUCACCAAUCAAUGGUAGAGAUGAUCAAGAGUCUGUUGGAGGCUCUUGAAAAGAUGGUCGUGGAAAAAACUUUUUAUUUCUACUACAACUCUCAGUACUGGAAGUUGCCCAUGAAAUAUCCUUACUUAAAGAUCACCUACGAGGAGAUACCUUUUCCAUGACUGAACACUUUUGGGUAAAAGAUAUUUGGUACAACAUAAGCGAUCGAUUUUUAAAUGGAACACUCUGUUCUCUGUUAAAACAAAACCUGUUAAUUAACAAUUUCUGUAUUUUGUGAUUCACAAGUGUUUCCAUUAAUUUACGAUUGUGAAUUGCAUUAUGGGAUGUAGAUCUCUGCUUUGUCAACUUUUGAUGUUGAAAAUUGAACUCAACAUUUUAACAAAAUGACUUUUAUUGACAUUUUAGUAGAUUGAAAAAAUAUAAUGUAUAAUAUAAUGUAUAUACAGAGCAUCUGGAAAGUAUUCAUAGCGCUUCACUUUUUCCACAUAUUUUUGUUACAGCCUUAAAUCCAUUUAUUUCCUCAAAAUUCUACACACAAUACCCCAUAAUGACAAUGUGGAAAAAAGAGUUUUUUUGAAAUUGUUGCAAAUUUAUUAAAAAUAAAAAACCUGAAACAUUACAUGUACAUAAGUAUUCACAGCCUUUGCUCAACACUUUGUUGAUGCACCUUUGGCAACAAUUCCAGCUUCAAGUAUUUUUGAAUAUGAUGCCACAAGCUUGGCACACCUGUCUUUGGGAAUUUUUGCCCAUUCCUCUUUGCAGUACCUCUCAAGAUCUAUCAGGUUGGAUGAGAAGCGACAGUGCACAGCCAUUUUCAGAUCUCUCCAGAGAUGUUCAUUAGGAUUUAGAUCUGGGCUCUGGCUGGGCCACUCAAGGACAUUCACCGAGUUGUUGUGAAGCCACUCCAUUGAUAUUUUGGCGGUGUGCUUUGGGUCAUUGUCCUGCUGGAAUAUGAACCGUCGCCCCAGUCUGAGGUCAAGAGCACUCUGAAGCAGGUUUUCAUUCAGGAUGUCUCUGUACUUUGCCGCAUUCAUCUUUCCCUCUAUCGUGACUAGUCUUCCAGUUCCUGCUGCUGAAAAACAUCCCCACAGCAUGAUGCUGCCACCACCAUGCUUCACUGUAAGGAUGGUAUUAGCCUGGUGAUGAGCGGUGCCUGGUUUUCUCCAAACGUAACGCCUGGCAUUCACUCCAAACAGUUCAAUUUUAAUCUCAUCAGAAUAGAGAAUUUAGUUUUUUAUAGUCUGAGAGUCCUUCAGAUGCCUUUUGACAAAUUCCAGGCAGGGAGGCUUCCGUCUGGCCACUCUACCAUACAGGUCUGAUUGGUGGAUUGCCGCACAGAUGGUUGUCCUUCAGUAAGGUUUUUCUCUCUCCAGUUCUGGUGAUUCCAAACAUCUUCCACUUACGGUUGAUAGAGGCCACUGUGCUCAUUGGAACUUUCAGAGCGGCAGAAAAUUUUCUGUAACCUUCCCCAACCUUGUGCCUCGAGACAAUCUUGUCUAGGAGCUCUACAGACAAUUCCUUUGUCUUCAUGCUUGGUUUGUGCUUUGACAUGCACUAUCAACCCUGGGACCUAAUAUAGACAGAUGUGCCUUUUCAAAUCAUGUCCAAUCAACUGAAUUUACCACAGGUGAACUCCAAUUAAGCUGAUGAAACAUCAUCAGUGGAAACAGAAUUUACCUGAGCUCAAGUUAGAGCUUCACGCCAAAGGCUGUGAAUACUUCUGUACAUGUGAUUUUUCAGUUUUUUUUUUAUCUUUAUAAGAUUGCAACAAUUUGCAGUCUUUUUUCACAUUGUCAUUAUGGGGUAUUGUGUGUAGAAUUUUGAGGAAAUAAAUUAAUUUAAUCCAUUUUGGAAUAAGACUGUAACAUAAAAAAAUGUGGAAAAAGUGAAGCGCUAUGAAUACUUUCCAGAUGUACUGUGUACAACACCAACCCAGACAAUAUAUCACUUUAUACUAUUAAAAAUGUUCAUAGAAGUCACUUUUUUUGAACUUUUCAAGGUUAAAUGUUGUUGGAAGAAAGAUCAACAACCCAUAAAUGCAAUUCAAGUACAUAAACAAACAGGGGGAAAAAAUAUGUAUCACAAUACACAGAAAGCUGCAAAUUUACUGAUAUUUAUUUACAGUGUACCAUCCUAAAACUGCUGAACAACACCAAUACUUGUCUUGGGACAAUUUUGAUCCACUUCAAAUGUUGACUACAUUUCCAAACCAUAUCAACAAAGAAAAUAGCUCAUUUUUAUUUUUUGUCAGUCUUAGUAGGUGAUGUAACCACAGCAGAGUCAAGAUCUAAACAGUAAAAUGAUCUAAACUCAUUUUUGAGUGAAAUGCUAAUGGUCUAAUCCGAUUCAAUGAUCUAUGCUAAGCUAAGCUACAAAUGCUCCCUCAAGACCUGGGCCCAGUUUUUCCAAAAGCAAUCCAGUAGGAUUUUGGAUCAUGGAUUGGAUCAAAUCUUGGAAAUGUAUAUAUUUUUUUUUUCAAAAGUAACAGGGGUUUUUUAAUUAAGAUCAGACCAUGCAAUCCAAUCUUACAUUUGAUUUAAAUCAAACCUACCCUUUGGGUUAUUCAAAACCUUGAACUCCGGUUGGGAUCUAUUUGAUAAAAAAAUAAAUAAAAAUUAUCCUGAUCCAAUCAGAAGGGUAGAUUCAGUUGUGAUAUAUUUUUAAAUCAAUUAAAAUAAAUAAAGUUUUAUUUUUUUAAGUGAAUGAUCACAAACUUAAUGGUUACUGAUGAUAUAUAACUACUUUCAUAUUUGAAGCAUGUCACAUCUAAUGAAAUAUGGUAAACAACAACAAAACAAUAUCAAAGCAGUUUUGUAUUAGAGCAAACUAAAAAAUGUCAAAUGUUUGUUGAUUGCAGUGUUUCUGUUUCUUAUCAUAAAAAACAAACACUGGGUGUUUGUGGCCGCUGGUAUUUUGCCUACCUGUUGAUCUUUGCUAAGCCAGUAUUUGGAUCACAGUGAUUUAAUCCAAUGUUCCUUCAAAAACUGUCAUAAAAUUAAGAUACAUCAGUUAAUCCUGGAUAGCAAAACAUGGGAUUUCUAAAUCUGGACCAAUUUGAUCCAGAUAAAAGAUAUCUUGUAAGAUACUGUGUGUUACAAAUAUAGUAUUAUUUGAUACAUUUGUAAAGUUUUCAUAACAUUUUGGGCAUGAAAUCCAGGCUCAAUCCACCCUUCUGAUGGGAUCAGUUUAAUCCAGAUUUUUUGGAUCAAAGUGAUCCAAAUUCUACAUCUAAAGGUUUGAUCCGGAUCCAAACCAGGACUGGAUUACGUGAUCUAAUCCAAUUAUGUUAUCGUUUUUUUCUUUUGAAAAACCCAUUUUCAAGAUUUGAUCCAAUCUGUUAUCCAAAAUCCUAGUGGAUUACUUUUGAAAAACCGGGCCCUGGAGAUCAGAUGAAUGGAUUAAAUGGAAUCUGAUCUUUUUAACUGUUGGGGACUUGACUAAAAAUUAGCCUUUUUUAAAUUUUUUAUUUAAGUGUUGCUUGAAAUUUUCUGCACUAUAGAUGAUAUCCAAGAUACGUGUUAAAUUUUGUACUAAUUUUAUACAACACAUUUACAAAUGUCAACUUGACAAUGAACAUGACUUGCAAAACAUUGACAACACACAAUAUCUGCACAAAUGUUUAUUUGCCAUUAUUUAAUUCAACAAACGACAAUAUGUUAUAAUCGUGUUUGUACAGCUCAAAAUAAAUGUGAUUAUUUCAUAUUCGCAAUACAAGCAAUAUGCUCACUUGCUUCAGAAAAACAAAUACAUAAGCACUUGGUUUGAUGCUGUUUUAAAUGGCUCUGAGUUAAAUCAAGACUAAAACUUAAGCUUCAUUCUUAUUUUAAUAAAAUAACACUUGUAUGUGAACAGUUAA